GCUUGUGAUACAUUGACAGCAACAACACGAACGCCUUUUAAUACCGAGACAUCUUCAACAUGGUCGGGUUUGCGCCUUUUCACCACCAUGUCUCUUCCUCCUGGUCCAAAGUUUGUGCUCAAACAGCUCUCAUGGAUCUCUAGGCGAGUAAUUGUGGUACAUCUGUGUUUGCGAGCACUGGAUUAUCUUGACAUUCUUCCACUUUCCACGACUGCAAAUGUACUAGCUUCAGUUCUGGUUCAAGCGCUGGCGAUACUUGGGCAGCCGUUAUGGGAGGAUUUUAAGAUGAAGCGGGAUGCUGCUGCAAGAGGUGCAGUUCUCGUGCCGAGAGUUCGUCAGAGUUCACGGUCAAUCGUGAAGGAUAUCUUGAAGAGUUUCCAGUCGGGUUAUAUAGCCGAAGUGUUCGACGACUGGCGAGAAACAUACGGGAAUACCUACUUCUUGAAGAUCUUUUCAGACAAGAGGAUACUUACCCUUGAACCACUCCAUAUGAAGGCCGUCCUUGCAACGCAGUUUGAUGAGUUUGUGAAAGGUUCACUUCUAUUCUCUCAAUGGAAAUCCCUGCUCGGUGCGGGCGUCUUCAAUUCUGAUGGUGACAUGUGGAAGUUUCAUCGACAGAUGACUCGGCCGUUCUUCAGCAAAGAUCGCAUCCGUGAUUUCGAAAUUUUCGAUAACCAUGCGAUGGAAACUAUCGAGCUGAUGAAAAAACGUCUAUCCGAAGGGCACCCAAUUGAUUUCCAGGACGCGGUCGGUCGAUUUACUCUCGACUCUGCCACUGAAUUCUUGUUUGGGAAAAAUGUUCGGUCACUCGAUGCGGGAUUGCCCUACCCAAAGUCAUCUGGGAUUUCAAACACAUACGAAUUUGAGAACCAUCCUUCGAAUCGAUUCGUUACAGCAUUUAUGAAGGCACAGGCAAUUGCAGUGCAGCGUUCCCGCUUAGGCACGACGUGGCCGUUGAUGGAAUUUUGGAAGGACGAGCUUGCGAUGAAUAGGGCGAUUGUUGAUGAAUUCGUCAAACCGAUCCUCGCAGGCGUUAAACAACGGGAAAAGUCUCGGAGUGCUCAAUCGAAGGAACCGUUGGAGGAAGACGAGUUUUUCCUUGCGCAUUUAGUCCGCCAGAACACAGAUGAUCAAGUUGUCCUCGAUGAACUCGUCAAUAUUCUCGUCGCAUCGCGAGAUACCACCGCCGCACUGCUCUCGUUCGCUGUAUACAUACUAACGGAACGCCCCGACAUUGUUCAACGGCUCCGAGAAGAAGUUCUAAGACAUGUUGGGCCUACCAGUCCACCAUCGUACGAAGAUAUCAAGGAGAUGAAGUAUCUUCGUGCGUUUUUGAAUGAAACGUUACGCCUGUAUCCACCUGUGCCUAUCGAUUCCCGGAAUUCAACAAAGGCGACUACAUUGCCCAGUGUGAACGGGCCACCGAUUUUCGUUCCUGAAAACACAAGGGUCACAUACAGCGUGUUUUUAGUUCAUCGGAGAGAAGAUCUCUGGGGUCCUGACGCCGAUGAAUUUGACCCCGAUAGAUUCUUGGACGAGCGGUUACACAAGUAUCUUACCCCGAACCCAUUCAUCUUCCUGCCGUUCAAUGCUGGACCUCGGAUUUGCUUAGGACAACAAUUCGCAUACAACGAAGCUUCGUUUUUCCUCGUUAGACUCCUUCAGAACUUUUCGUCCUUCACGUUCGCGGAUGAUGCACAGGAUGGGUGUGACAAGCCACCACGACACUGGAAAGGAUUGAAGGGAACGAAGGGGAGGGAUAAGAUUACGUUCCAGAUCUUUCUCACUAUGAGUGUUAGAGGUGGGUUGUGGGUGAAGAUGGAAGCUUGAUUUGAGCAUUGUUUGGGGUUUUUAUUGUUUAUGUAACUGAUACAAUACGUCUUUGAGUCCAUGUAUCGUACCAUGUAUCGUACUUGCCCCAAAUCCUGUACUUUGAACCAGU
Molecule: messenger RNA, 1942 nt
Organism: Marasmius oreades (fairy-ring Marasmius)
Lineage: Eukaryota; Fungi; Basidiomycota; Agaricomycetes; Agaricales; Marasmiaceae
Exons: 15
Coding region: 88-1830 (580 amino acids)
Molecular function (GO): oxidoreductase activity, acting on paired donors, with incorporation or reduction of molecular oxygen; heme binding; monooxygenase activity
Source: RefSeq, a predicted model, not a curated record